UGGAAGGAGACCAGAGAACCUCAGUCAGCUCUAAACUCUCUGAAACAUGAUUCAAAACGUAAGAAAACAUUCAGCUGCUCUGAGUGUGGGAACCGAUUUAGCACAAAGCAGCACCUGAAGAGACACAUGAGAAUCCACACAGGAGAAAAACCUUUCAGCUGUUUAGUUUGUAAGAAAACGUUUUUAACAUCUAGAAAUUUACGGUUACACAUGAUAAUCCACACAGGAGAAAAACCUUUCAGCUGCUCAGUCUGUAAGAAAUCUUUUACACAGAGAGGAGGUUUACAGACGCACAUGAGAACUCAUACAGGAGAGAAACCUUUUAGCUGCUCUGAGUGUGGUAAAGCUUUCACUGAACGUGGAACCCUGAAGAACCACAUGAGAACUCACACAGGAGAAAAACCUUUCAGCUGUACAGUCUGUAAGAAAUCCUUUACACAGAGUGGAGAUUUACGGACACACAUGAAAACUCACACAGGAGAGAAACCUUUUAGCUGCUCAGUUUGUAAGAAAUCUUUUACACGGAGAGGAGGUUUACGGUCACACAUGGCCAUUGUCCACACAGGAGAAAAACCUUUCAGCUGCUCAGUCUGUAAGAAAUAUUUUACACAGAGAGGACAUUUACGGUCACACAUGGCAGUCCACACAGGAGAGAAAAGAUUCAGCUGCAGUGUUUGU
Messenger RNA from Perca fluviatilis (European perch), 678 nucleotides. RefSeq names its product gastrula zinc finger protein XlCGF8.2DB-like. Lineage: Eukaryota; Metazoa; Chordata; Actinopteri; Perciformes; Percidae. The transcript has a single exon. Gene Ontology annotation, molecular function: RNA polymerase II cis-regulatory region sequence-specific DNA binding; DNA-binding transcription activator activity, RNA polymerase II-specific. The annotation marks the transcript as partial. The record is from RefSeq and is a predicted model, not a curated record. Gene Ontology annotation, cellular component: nucleus. Gene Ontology annotation, biological process: regulation of transcription by RNA polymerase II.